Messenger RNA from Aspergillus fischeri NRRL 181, 636 nucleotides. RefSeq lists its product as uncharacterized. The coding region runs from base 1 to 636 and encodes 211 amino acids. The transcript has 3 exons. Lineage: Eukaryota; Fungi; Ascomycota; Eurotiomycetes; Eurotiales; Aspergillaceae. The record is from RefSeq and is a predicted model, not a curated record.
AUGCACAUUCCUGAUCGCCGCGGAGUGGUUGCGGCCAAGCAUCACCUUGCACUGACUGCACAAGAGAAGUCGUGCGUCACUCUCCUUGAUGUUGUUCGUAACCUUGAGUGGUCCUUCGGUAGGGACGGUGAGCCAAAGACCAAGCCGAUUAUGAAUUCUGUUCAGCAAUCCGCCGUCAUUCUCUACAGGCGUUUCUCCUGCUCCCUCUUCUUCCGUAAGUCAUCCGAUGAUCUGCUCGUCGCGUUGAAUGCCCGCCGUCGUUUGCCUGUCGUUGUGUCGUCUGGUUCCUCUUCGGAGGACGAUGAGUCCACCAGUUCCCACUCCGGUGCCGCCACCUCUCCCCCUUUGGGGUCCUUGUUCAGUCUCCCGCUGAGUACCAUGUCGCCCCGGACCAGCCAGCCUCCCGCCGCCAGUCCGCAGCCCGCUAGCUCGCCUCUGGCGAGUCCCGUUCUGGGCGGUUCUCCGCUACGGGCCAAGGGCCAAGUGCUGGGCACAACGAAACUGCCCACACCGCACAGCAAUGAGACUUCGAUCAGCAUCGGCAUACUUGCUAUAAUGGAUCGACAAUGUCCUCGGCAGUCUGGUGCCCACCGUGUGGUUGACGACAGCCGCCAUACCUACCUGCGCAUGCAAUGA